Molecule: messenger RNA, 1021 nt
Organism: Syngnathus typhle (broad-nosed pipefish)
Lineage: Eukaryota; Metazoa; Chordata; Actinopteri; Syngnathiformes; Syngnathidae
Exons: 5
Coding region: 95-820 (241 amino acids)
Biological process (GO): generation of catalytic spliceosome for second transesterification step
Source: RefSeq, a predicted model, not a curated record
GAGACUACAUCACGUGACGUCCUCAUCACGUGACAUUGUUUACUUUCGCUUUGCGACUUGCUCGAGUUCAGUUUUCCGUCUGUAGCGGUUGAAAAUGGCUCGAAAUGAAGAGAAGCAACAAGGACGCUUAAACAGACUUUGGCUGCAGAAAGAGAGAGAAGAGGGUCGACUAAAAGAUGUCCAAGAGCGAAGACCCAAGCUGUGUACACUUAACUCGACUUCCUCUGUGAAAAAGUGGAUCCCCAGCAUCAAGAAAGACAUGGAGUAUUAUUUGCAGCAAUCCCAACUUGCACAUUAUCCUGAGAGGAAGAUAAAAGAGUUUCAGCUGAAGAUAGAAGCCUUGGAACGGGAGUACAAAAGUUUUUUGACCAAGCUACGAGUACUUGACCCCACCUGCAAGCACAAACCUUGGACCCCCAGGGCUUAUUGUAAAAGGAGAGCAGACGUGGAAGAGUCUACGAGCAUUGCAAAAAAAGCAAAAGUCUCAACCGCAGCGUUCAGCCACUCAGAAAACAGUUUGUCAGUUUCCAAGCCGACCACCGAGGUGGCCACCAGAGACCAAGACCAGCCCCUGAAUUUCGACCGCACGCGUCUGGCGAUGGUCACCGCGGCGUUCAGAGGAACGUCGGAUCAACAAGACGUCUCCCAAACGCAGAACCUAGCGAAGGUGCUUCAGCGUUCUUUGCCUAAUUUGGGUAACAUGGCGGCCGUGAAAGAGGACAGAGGGGGAAAUCCUCAGGGGACAGCUGCGAAGUCCUCCCCUGGUCAUGCGCUUGGCCUGGACUGUUACUCUUCUUCUGAGGAGGACUCAGACUCGUGAUUUUGUUAGCUUGUCACAUUUUGCUGGGGUUUUUUUUGUGCUUUUUGACCUUGUAUAUAUAUACAAUGCAAAAUUCUGCUCAAUUUAUUUUCAAGAUUUCUUAAAGGUCUUGCUGGUGCAUGAUUUGUGUCCAAUUUGCAUGAUUUCCCAUGCGCUGUUUCUUGAUCGGCGUUGGAAAAAAAAAAAGAAGUGUCACACUGA